AAAAUGGGGUUCGCUUCUCAAAAACCCUAGAGAAGAGAAGAACGAGAGAAGCGCCGCAUCAGAAGCAGAAAGGGACACAUAAAAAGUGAGAGAGGGGAAGCAGACAGGCUCAGUUUUAGUUCACAAUUCAAAAGGAAGACUUCGAGAGACAAGCCAAAAAGACAAAUAGAAUACAGAAGCGCAUUAGCCAAAGCCAAACCGCAUCUGUGAGUGUGAGACGGGGAAAAGAGGAAAGAGAGGGAACAUGUAGAGCGAGGAGAGCGAUGAUGACGGAAAGGAAAAGCUGUCGGGCAGAUAGUUAGAGCAAAUCACGGAUUGCGGAAGAGCCAACCGACAGCGAGGCGAGCGGGAGUGGCAUAGCACCGUCCUAACCAAAAACUGCGGCAUCCUUCUUCCUAUAACCAAACGCCCGUACUUGACUUGACUCAACCAAACCCAAACCGGCCCCUACACAAGAACAGCCACGCUUCGUCCUGAAAUUUGAGAUUCCAUUCCUCUGCUCAAAGCCUCAACCCGACCCACCCACCUAAAAUGCGCUCCAAACCCGAAACACAAACCUUCAGCGCUUCGAUGGAGCCGCUGUCGUCCGGCUCGGUGGACCCGAUCUUUCACCUCCUCCGGAUCCUCCCUUUCAGCUUCCUCCGCCUGCCCAAGCUCCGCCUCAAGCUCCCAACCCUAACCCUCCCCUCCCCGAUGACCGUCUACGCCCUCGUCCUCCUUACCUACUUCAUGGUGGUCUCCGGCAUCGUAUACGACGUCAUCGUCGAGCCCCCCGGCAUCGGAUCCACCCAGGACCGCGCCACCGGCUCUGUACGACCCGUCGUCUUCCUUCCCGGACGCGUUAACGGCCAGUACAUCGUCGAGGGCCUCUCGUCUGGGUUCAUGUUCGUGCUUGGAGGCGUCGGCAUCAUUCUCAUGGACCUCGCGCUCGACCGCAACCGCGCCAAAUCCGUCAAGGUCUCCUACGCCACCGCGGGGAUCUCCUCCGUGGUAAUUGCUUACGUGAUGAGUAUGCUAUUUAUUCGGAUCAAGAUCCCGGCUUAUCUUAGUUGAACUUUUUGCAAUUCGGUUUGGAAUCGUAUAUGUUUCUUCUAUGUUCCGCGGGAUUCUAUUCUAGGUUGAUUUCUUGAGAUGAAGUUUUUGUAUGGAUCAUGGAUAUCUUCUCAACUCAAUAGCGCUACUUGUUAGGUUUUUCCUAUUUAUGAAUCAUUGCCAUUAUUGUGGUUGUGUUGGAUGUUGCCAUUAUCUAUUAGCGCGUGAUCUGCUUGAGUAGAAUAUCUCUGCCUAUCCGGACGACAGGACCAUGGUUUGAAUCAUAUAUUCAGUUCUCAUUUCCUGU
Molecule: messenger RNA, 1339 nt
Organism: Juglans regia (Persian walnut)
Lineage: Eukaryota; Viridiplantae; Streptophyta; Magnoliopsida; Fagales; Juglandaceae
Product: oligosaccharyltransferase complex subunit ostc-like
Exons: 2
Coding region: 532-1053 (173 amino acids)
Cellular component (GO): oligosaccharyltransferase complex
Source: RefSeq, a predicted model, not a curated record